Micropterus salmoides (largemouth bass) is the source of this 685-nucleotide messenger RNA. Its product is annotated as denticleless protein homolog. Gene Ontology annotation, biological process: proteasome-mediated ubiquitin-dependent protein catabolic process; mitotic G2 DNA damage checkpoint signaling. Lineage: Eukaryota; Metazoa; Chordata; Actinopteri; Centrarchiformes; Centrarchidae. The record is from RefSeq and is a predicted model, not a curated record. The coding region runs from base 122 to 664 and encodes 180 amino acids. The transcript is spliced from 6 exons. Gene Ontology annotation, molecular function: protein-macromolecule adaptor activity; protein binding. Gene Ontology annotation, cellular component: nucleus.
AGACCUGUUCGCGGGAAAGACCAGCAGCUGCAGAAACACGGAAAAAGACCAACGAUCUCACAAACGCCUCAGUGUUAUUAUUAAAAAAAUAUUUCAGAUCGUCUUCCACCGGAGUGCAGGGAUGCUGUUCCGCUCAAUAGUUGACAGAGGAGUGGGCAGACGAAGGCAGAGCGUCCUCCCUGCAGAUCCCUGGUUCAGGUACCCUCUGAGCUCUCUGCUGGAAGGCUACCAGUGUGUCCGACACGAUGAACACAUCUCCUAUGGCAACCUGGGUGACUCCGUGCCACCAUUUGGACUGGCUUUCUCCUCUGCUGGGAACAUGCAGAACGUCCUUGCAGCAGCGAAUGAAGAAGGCAUCGUUAGAAUCUACAAUACAGAGAGUCGCAAAGACCCGCUUCUUAAAGAAUGGCUGGCUCAUGAGAAUGCGGUCUUUGACAUAGCCUGGGUCCCGGGGGAGCCUCAUGUAGUGACUGCUGCUGGUGAUCAGAUGGCCAGGCUGUGGGAUGUGAAGUCAGGGGAUCUGUUAGGCAGCUUCAAGGGUCACCUCUGCAGCCUCAAGUCUGUUGCAUUCACACCGCAGGAGAAAGCUGUGUUCUGUACUGGGGCCAGGGAUGGAAAUAUCAUGGUCUGGGACACCAGGUGCAGCAAAAAAGGUAUAAUUUAGAAAUUUCAAUCACAAAGGUUU